AUGUUGAGCAAACCUGUUAGUGCGGAUCUCAAGUAUUACAAUUUGGUAAGACCGGCCCUGCUGAUUCGACGAGCGUUAUACCGGUCGAUUUUGUUUGUGCCUAGAAAACCACAGCUUACCCCCCGGGAGCAAAGCAAACAAGCAGGCGGUGUCAUCCAGGGGCAAGGCCGAGCCAACGACUCAAGGCCGUACAGGAGGCUAACCCUGCGUUAUGUUGCUGCUGCAUGGACGGCCCCCUCUCCCCCACACGUACAAAACGUCGAGCCGGGUGUAGAUGCGGACGAUCUUGGGCUUAGCAUCGAUGCCUGCACAUCAGACCGAGGUCACGAGACAAGGGAAUCAUCCUCUUUUCCAGGCCUGUCCACCGGGUAG
Molecule: messenger RNA, 372 nt
Organism: Podospora pseudocomata
Lineage: Eukaryota; Fungi; Ascomycota; Sordariomycetes; Sordariales; Podosporaceae
Exons: 3
Coding region: 1-372 (123 amino acids)
Source: RefSeq, a predicted model, not a curated record